GGGACGUUUCUUGAGCCCCAAUGAAAAACCCCAAUAAAAAUCCUCUGAACUGAAGAAGAAGCCACCGGAGCCCACCGAAAUCUUUCAAAUUUUCCGAUUUCUCAUUAUCCUCUUCUGCGUUCUUCGCUUCGUUUCUCGCUCUUCCACUGACUCUGUAUAUUCGGAAAAAUAUUUUUUUCUUGGAAAUGAGCAAACUGAGCUGGAUUGGCAUGUGUCGCCGACAUUUGGUGUCGUCCAUGGCGGCGGAGUCGCCGACUUCACUCGGAGUUUUGCUCGACAGAACUCCCGCAUUGCUCGAAAACUCGUUUCGCGAUCGAGCUCUGCACUGUUUCGGUUCUGUCUAUGGUGGACCUGCGGACUUUGCUGCUUCAUUUGGAAAACGUUAUAUACAUGCUUCAGGGUUCUCUUGCUCCCCAGAACGAGACUACUACGAAAUUCUUGGAGUUCCUCGAAAUGCGAGCCGAGAUGAGAUAAAAAAGGCGUUUCAUGUUCUUGCAAAGAAAUACCAUCCCGAUGCCAAUAAAAACAAUCCUUCUGCAAAGAGAAAAUUUCAGGAGAUAAGAGAUGCGUAUGAGACUUUGCAAGAUCCUUUGAAGAGGGCCGAAUAUGACAGGAUGCGUGCAACUGGUAGAGAAAAGGCAAAAUAUGAUGCUGGUGAUACAGAGGGAUUUCAUUAUUCUUCUGGUCCACAGGGAUUUCGUUUUGAAUAUGGAACUCAUUUCUCCAGUUCAUUCAAUAAAAUAUUCUCUGAGAUCUUUGAAGAUAACUUUGAUCGUUUUGCAUCUGAUAUUCAGGCGGAGUUAUCCCUAUCUUUUUCUGAAGCUGCUAAAGGAUGCAUAAGAGAUCUCUCAUUUGAUGCAUACGUUCCCUGUGAUUCUUGCCAUGGACGUGGCUAUGCUCUUGAUGCCAUGACAAAAGUUUGUCCUACUUGCCGAGGUAUUGGGAGAAUAACUAUUCCUCCAUUCACAUCAGCAUGCACUACUUGUAAAGGAUCAGGCCAAGUAAUCAAGGAAUAUUGCAUGUCAUGCAAAGGUUCAGGAGUAGUUGAAGGUGUUAGGGAGGUCAAAGUUACCAUACCACCAGGUGUAGAUACUGGAGAUACAAUACGUGUACCAGGGGCUGGAAAUACCGGUGGACAAGGAAGUGAACCCGGCUGUUUAUACAUUAAGCUAAAGGUUGCUAAAGAUCCUAUCUUUGCUAGAGAUGGGGCUGAUGUUUAUGUGGAUUGUAAUAUCAGCUUUACACAGGCAAUUCUUGGCGGUAAGGUUCAGGUACCAACUUUGUCUGGGAAGGCACAAGUACAAAUACCUAAGGGAGUUCAGCCUGGACAGCUUCUGGUACUAAGAGGCAAAGGACUACCAAAGCAUGGCCUUAUUUUUAACCAUGGAGAUCAAUACGUGCGGUUCAGAAUAAACUUUCCCACCGAAUUAAAUGAACGGCAACGUGAAAUUUUAGAGGAACUUGCAAAGGAGGAAAUAAAUCAUGGAGACAACAGCCCGAGUCAAGAAAAUUGGUUGCAGAAAAUUUUUGAACGUUUUACGGAUUCAAAGCUUGUGCUUGAACUAUCUAUCUUCAUGUUGAUUCUUUUCUUUCUGAGCAAAAGCUUGGCCUGAACGCUGGCUGAAGGCAAUCUUGAUAGAGUUCUUGGGGGAAUGGUCAAUGAUAGGAAACGAUUGCUUCAUUCGUCAUCUUUUGUAGUUCCAGUGACACAAGGUAUCAAUUCUCUUUCACAACCAUCACUAUUCACCCUUCUCUUUCUUUCAAUUCACUGCCAGGAAUUUAUUUAUGCCAUAGAAAUGAUUAUGUUUGGUUUUUAGCGUAGUGCUUUCUAUACCUAUUCUUUGAGGAGCCUCUAUGGUAAGGUGGUAUGCUCCAAUGUUUUGCUCCAAGUUAAGACAGUAGAAUGUAUAUUGAUAGCAUAGUUAUGAUCUACAGGGCCCUGUUUCUCAGUGCUUCUAUAGUUGUAUUUGAGAGGUCAAAGGAGCAAUAAUGCUGAAAUUUAUGGUGACUUGAUAAUUGUAAGGUCAAAGGAGCAAUAAUGCUGUAUUUUGGGGCAAUUUUAUUUGACGCCCCCUCUUCUUCUUUAAAAAAAAAAAAAAAAAAAAAAAAAAAACACUUGGGAAGCUUAAAGAAUUCCAUGGCAACCGUUUCCCCAGUGCUGUUUUUAGGCUCGAAAUGCAGGCAAAUGUAAAUAAAAGAUUAUUCACCCAAAAAAACUUGCCAUAAGAUUUCUCUUAUUCGAGGUGCAUUCAACAAUAAAACUAUUUGGUCGCUUAAUUUCCUCCACCUGCUUUUCGUUGCAUACGGUUAACUGUUCCAAAUAUAUUUGCCGUAUUUGUAUAUGACCGUUUGGUCACCAGUUGGUUGAACAUUGCGCUUGGCACAUUAUGUACUAGCCGAUUUUAUUUAUAUUGUCUGUUCCAAAAC
Molecule: messenger RNA, 2427 nt
Organism: Morus notabilis
Lineage: Eukaryota; Viridiplantae; Streptophyta; Magnoliopsida; Rosales; Moraceae
Product: chaperone protein dnaJ 1, mitochondrial
Exons: 19
Coding region: 186-1613 (475 amino acids)
Biological process (GO): protein refolding; response to heat
Cellular component (GO): cytoplasm
Molecular function (GO): ATP binding; heat shock protein binding
Source: RefSeq, a predicted model, not a curated record